AUGAUACUGCAGCCCACCACAACCGAAAACACGACGACACCGACAACGCCAGCAAUCACAUCCAAUAGUGCCUGUAGAAAUACCAUGGUUGACACGACCAAUAAUACCUGUAGGAAUUCAAAUACCAUCAACAACAACAGUACGAAUACGCAUACGAUUCAAACUCAGACUGCUGCUUCCUUUCCCCUUCUACCACCUCCCACUGAAACUGAGGCUGACAACAUGCUGGAUUGUCCCAUUUGUCUGAAUGCCAUGACAGAAUCGGACAUUCAGCACCCGCUGCAAUGCAAAUCCAAACACUGCGACUACAACUUUUGUAUGCACUGCAUCGAAAAUCUUGUAGCAGCUUCGAAAGAUGACUUUCAAGAAGCCAGCGAUGGCAACCAACAUGUCAAGAUUUACUUGAAUUGUCCCAACUGUAGAAGCAAUCUAUCCGAGACUAUCCGAGACACUUUGCUGAUACGCAAAGCCGACUACCUAGUAUCCCCGCAAGGCAUUCGAUGCAAAUCAACGUGGACACCUUCCCAGCAACGUUUGCACUCGGUGCUUCACCACGAAGAUAUUAAACAAGCCAUUGCCAAGGCACGGCACUAUGAAGAAGAGUUUUUGCGGACUCAUCACAUUAGUAUUGCCGAAGAAUGGUCACCGCUGAACUCUUACGAUCACUUGUCGCCUCUGAAUGCAAGUGAUACUCUUUCCACAGUGUCAGACAGUGAAGGGGACUAUAGCAGCAAGGAAAAUUAUGAUCAUUUUGCGCUGAAUGAUGGAUAUUUCUCUCCUGACGAGUAUGACGAUCAUGAUAGCGAUGAUGAUGAUGAUGAAGCAUCGGAUGCCGAGGACGAAUGUGGAUUUGAAAUGGAUUUGGUACAAGGAGUACACAAGUCGUUUCGACUACCAAGGACAGAGCGUCUGUUGCAAAAGACUGCAAAAGUCAGAGAAGAUAUGAUAGACAAAACUCUUCUGAGAGGAUUAGCUCCGGUGAUGACCAAGGCUGAACAAAAGAAGGCAACUCAACUCAUGGUUUCCGGAGAUGUCUCCAAACUGGUGGAAGCCGCCAAGAUGCUCCGAAGUAUGGAGCGAAACACAAGGCGAGGAGUCACCAGAUGUCAGCUCGUCAAGCGAAGCAGCAUUUACGGUCUCAUUGAUGAAUGCGAACAAGCCCACAAUCGCCGCAAACCAGCAAUCACAGCAAGACCCUCACUCCUCACACCACCACCCAUGCCUCGACCCAAUCCCGUAACGCGGGGACAAUCGUGUGUGCGCAACUUGGAAAAUGCCGAGUUCUUACAAAGCCAUCCUCUUCCAGUGCGCAUGCCCAAAUAUGUGGAAUUUGAAUUCUCGGAUUUGCUGGGACCCUGCCAGUUGCCCUCUUUGGUAGGGGCUGCUGGUUUCAGCAGCGUGGUUUCCAGUUCCCUCUUUCCGGCCUGUUUUGUAGACGACGUUUGGAAUGGAACCAUCAGGGAUGCCUAUACUCGCACCACACUCAUGCCACUGACGGGGUCCAUCGUCCGCCACGAACCACCACUGAAUCAUAAGGGUGUUUUAAAUGUCCUCGGAGAAGGAAUGCUGGAUCAAGAUCUAGGCGUUGGACGAUUUGACGUUCCCAAGUCCAGAGUCAUGAUCCAUUCCCUCCAAGGCGGAGGUUCGGCUGGAAAGCAAGGAAUUCUCCCAGGAGAUGUGGUGACCCACUUGAAUGGCCAAGAAUUCCAUGGUACUGCCAAGGAACUGAUGAAAGCCAUUGAGGCAAGUGUUGGUUCUUCCAACCGCAAUUGUGCUGACUUUGGAGAAUGCUGUGUUUCGCUGGUACUCAACGCUGAAGCUCCCAUUGCCGAGGCCUUACGACGAAGAGGAAACGUUGCCUGUUUGUACACGUGA
This is a messenger RNA of Cylindrotheca closterium, 1875 nucleotides long. Lineage: Eukaryota; Bacillariophyta; Bacillariophyceae; Bacillariales; Bacillariaceae. The record is from the annotation of a GenBank genome assembly.